AUGUUGAGUGCCAUGAGGAGAUCUUCCAUAGGGGGAAACACCAUUUUGCGAGCAACAGGCCCGAGUCGGGCGUUCUGUGGUUCCUCUAUCUUGCUGGACAAGAUCAGACUGGGGCAAGAACCUUUGGAGUUCAUGCUCAAGCAGGACCAGAAAGUGUUCACCAGGGUUCCUGGAUCUUUCAUAUUCAACAGACUUUUGGACGAGAAGUUUAGAUUAGGCCACACGCAUAUGUAUGAUGCUCCUUUGGCAAAUUUCAACGCUGGUGCCAAGCGGAAUUCAUUUGGAUUUGCAGUUCUGGGGUUGCUUAUGAGCUCGAUGAUGGAGAUGACUGACAUCUUUUUUGAAGGAGCGAGUACGUUGGUAGCUUUUUUUACGGUGGCACCCUUUCCCGUGGUUCAAUACCUUUCUGCGCCUUAUGUGGCCAAGGUGUUCAGACUCUACGACACCUCAAAGCCGCAGACUCUGGAGAAUUUGACUGACGAAGAGACACUUGUGAUCCAGAAGAUCAACUUUAUGGGAACCAAGACUUAUAACGAGCUUGUGGCAGUCAAAAAUCUGAGAUUGCCCAAAGAUUACGAGACCAGAUUCGGUUGGGUCAACUGGGUGCUUGACGACCCCGAAACCGGCACCAAGAAAUACUUCUACAUUGUAGAUGAUAUGGGUGGGGUUGCUAUGGACAGAAUAUGGGGGAUUGUAGAGAAGAAUAGCGGUGUUGAUAACGGAAGGACUUUUGAGAAAUAG
Molecule: messenger RNA, 741 nt
Organism: Kuraishia capsulata CBS 1993
Lineage: Eukaryota; Fungi; Ascomycota; Pichiomycetes; Pichiales; Pichiaceae
Exons: 1
Coding region: 1-741 (246 amino acids)
Source: RefSeq, a predicted model, not a curated record